AUGUCUGGAUAUGGACCUGACACUGGGAUUGACCAUGGGCCUGUUCUCUGCUUUGAGUCGUUCAACAACUCAUGUGUUAAAUUUGUCUACCCGUCUGAGAUUCAGAUUUUGUUCUAUUUUUUCUUCAGUGCCAUAGCGCUUACCACAGUAUGUGGAAACCUGCUGGUCAUCAUUGCCAUCAUUCAUUUCAAGCAGCUGCACACGCCAACGAACUACCUCAUCCUGUCGCUGGCCGUGGCCGACCUGCUAAUCGGAGGCUUUGUGAUGCCUCCCAGCAUGCUGCGCUCUGUUGAGACUUGCUGGUACUUGGGAGACAUGUUCUGUAAAAUACACAGUAGCGUUGAUAUUAUGUUAUGCAUCACAUCUCUCUUGCACAUCUCUUUCAUCUCUAUCGAUCGCUAUUAUGCUGUAUGUCACCCGCUUCAGUACCGGAAUAAAAUCACACCGCCCAUUUCCCUCAUUAUGAUUUCCCUAUGCUGGUGUCUGGCAGCCUUUGUUGGAUUUGCUAUGGUAUUUCUAGAACUCAACAUUUUGGGUGCAGAGGAGUUUUAUUUUGAUAAUAUAGCUUGUAAGGGAGCAUGUAUUAUCUUUCAAACCAGCGCAGCCAGCACCAUUUCCUCAUUUCUUGCUUUUGGCCUUCCUGCAAUAAUUGCUGUCAGCAUAUAUCUAAAAAUUCUCCUUGUUGCACGAAGACAAUCAAAAUCUAUACAGCAUUCAGCACACGUGGGCAAGAAAACCAGCAUAUCUAUAAAUAAAACUGAGGGGAAGGCAAUAAAAACACUGGCAAUCAUCAUGGGGGUAUUUUUUGUGAGCAUCGCACCAUUUUUCUUCUGUAAUCUAGUGGAUCCGUAUCUUGAUCACACAAUACCACCGGCUGUAUUUGAUGUUUUGUUGUGGAUUGGAUAUUUGAAUUCUCUAUGUAACCCUUUUGUGUAUGCAUUCUUUUAUAGAUGGUUUAGAAAAUCUCUAAGAAUUAUUCUUUUGGCCAAAAUAUUUCAAGUUAAUUCUUCUCAACUUGACUUGAUGGAAAGACUUGAUUAG
Molecule: messenger RNA, 1041 nt
Organism: Rhinichthys klamathensis goyatoka
Lineage: Eukaryota; Metazoa; Chordata; Actinopteri; Cypriniformes; Leuciscidae
Gene: taar10
Product: trace amine-associated receptor 10
Exons: 1
Coding region: 1-1041 (346 amino acids)
Biological process (GO): G protein-coupled receptor signaling pathway
Cellular component (GO): membrane
Molecular function (GO): trace-amine receptor activity
Source: RefSeq, a predicted model, not a curated record